Brassica napus (rape) is the source of this 693-nucleotide messenger RNA. RefSeq lists its product as uncharacterized. The transcript has a single exon. Bases 1 to 693 code for a protein of 230 amino acids. NCBI's taxonomy places the organism in Eukaryota, Viridiplantae, Streptophyta, Magnoliopsida, Brassicales, Brassicaceae. The record is from RefSeq and is a predicted model, not a curated record.
AUGAAAGCACCUGAUUUUUUCCGGAACCCUGGUCUCAGGUGCGACUUCCACCGCGACCACAAUCAUAAAACGGAGGACUGCGUCGCACUGACGAUCGAGGUCAACGGAUUGCUUAAGAAAGGACAUCUCGGGGAGUUCCUUUCCGGAAAGGCCAACAGCCAUCUAAGCAAGGAGAUAACGGGAAAGCCCACUGAAGCUGCUCCCAUCUCGCCACCUCGACAGGACCGAGUGAUUCACGUCAUAUCGGGGGGGUUCAAAAAUCAGCAGCAUAAGCCACACGGCCGCAAAGAAGAACACUUGGAACGCCAAGCAUGGCGUGGAGACAGGCAAACCGAAAUGCCUGCUCCUGGGUAUAGACGAGAUAAGGUUCACAGCCAAGGAGCAGGAAAGGGUUCUCACCAUCACGACGCCCUGGUCAUAUCGCUCACUGUAGCAAAUUACCUGGUGAAAAGGAUACUGGUAGAUAAUGGAAGCUCCGGCAACAUCAUCUUCCUGGCCGCAUACAAGGAUCUGGGGCUGGAGGAAAGCGCUCUAACGCGGAAGAUAACUCCGCUAAUAGGGUUCAUCGGAGAAGUCAAGCAGACCACCGGAGAGGUGACCCUCCCGGUGUACGCUGAAGGGAUUAACAUGUCAACCAAGUUCCUUGUCGUUGACUGCAAAUCAUCUUACAACAUGAUCCUGGGGCGCCCCUAG